ACAGUGCAAACGCCACAGAGAACGGCCAUCUUGUAGCGAGUAAGGGGAGGGACUUCAUACCAAUUCUCCGUGUCUCUGUGUUAUUGUUCGUGCGCCGAGAACCACACAACUUUUACAUUAAGAAGGAAGCGUCGUGAAGAUGUCCACCAUGAAUCCGGAGUAUGAUUAUUUGUUCAAGCUCCUCCUAAUUGGUGACAGUGGUGUUGGAAAGUCUUGUCUACUGUUAAGAUUUGCUGAUGACACCUACACAGAGUCUUACAUCAGUACGAUAGGCGUAGAUUUUAAAAUCCGAACUAUUGAAUUAGAUGGUAAAACUAUCAAACUCCAAAUCUGGGACACGGCUGGUCAAGAACGAUUCCGAACAAUUACAUCCUCGUACUAUCGUGGUGCUCAUGGCAUCAUAGUUGUAUAUGAUACUACAGAUCAGGAAUCCUUUAACAACGUAAAGCAGUGGCUACAAGAAAUAGACAGAUAUGCCUGCGAAAAUGUUAACAAGCUAUUAGUAGGAAAUAAGUGUGACCUUACUCACAAGAAAGUAGUUGACUAUCAGACAGCCAAGGAAUAUGCUGACUCCUUGGGAAUUCCAUUCCUUGAAACCUCGGCUAAGAAUGCUACCAAUGUUGAGCAGGCCUUCAUGACGAUGGCUGCUGAGAUAAAGAACCGAAUGGGACCACCGUCGGGUGCUGCGGGAGCUGCGCAGGGAGUUAAGAUUAGUCCUAGUGCUCCUGUUGAAGCUCAAUCAGGUGGAGGCUGCUGUUGAACACACUCAUAGGUUAACAUCAACGUUGAAGAGGUCUUGAGGCAAAUAGUAAUUGCUGUAUCUUCACUUAAAUUAACUUGAAAAGGUAUAGGCGAGACCUGAGGAAGUUGCGUGUUACAACCAGUGAUAACCAAGUAGUUGAACUGUGAAGGGUACGGUGCAGAUUGACUCGAUCAACAACCUGACUGAAGUAAUAGGCUAAAGUGUGAUUUUGGAAUAUAAAAAUGAAAGCCUCUGUGCAUUUUUGGCAGGUGAUAAAACUUAUGAUUUGGUUA
Macrobrachium nipponense is the source of this 1035-nucleotide messenger RNA. It is a transcript of the gene Rab1, whose product is annotated as ras-related protein Rab-1A. Gene Ontology annotation, molecular function: GTP binding; GTPase activity. The transcript has 7 exons. The record is from RefSeq and is a predicted model, not a curated record. NCBI's taxonomy places the organism in Eukaryota, Metazoa, Arthropoda, Malacostraca, Decapoda, Palaemonidae. The coding region runs from base 140 to 760 and encodes 206 amino acids. Gene Ontology annotation, biological process: vesicle-mediated transport.